Molecule: messenger RNA, 1935 nt
Organism: Eutrema salsugineum
Lineage: Eukaryota; Viridiplantae; Streptophyta; Magnoliopsida; Brassicales; Brassicaceae
Product: two-component response regulator ARR18
Exons: 6
Coding region: 1-1935 (644 amino acids)
Biological process (GO): cytokinin-activated signaling pathway; phosphorelay signal transduction system
Molecular function (GO): DNA-binding transcription factor activity; DNA binding
Source: RefSeq, a predicted model, not a curated record
AUGGACUUGGUGAGCAAUGAAGAGGGAAGAACUGAGCAUUUUCCUGUAGGAAUGAGGGUGCUUGCUGUUGAUGACAAUCCAACCUGCCUUCGGAAACUCGAGGAGUUGCUGCUUCGUUGCAAGUAUCAUGUGACAAAGACAAUGGAGUCGAAGAAAGCUCUGGAAUUGCUAAGAGAGAAGAGCAAUAUGUUUGAUCUCGUGAUAAGCGAUGUAGAGAUGCCUGAUACAGAUGGCUUUAAGCUGCUAGAAAUUGGUCUUGAAAUGGAUCUUCCUGUUAUCAUGUUGUCAGCUCACAGCGAUUACGACAGUGUUAUGAAAGGUAUUAUUCAUGGCGCUUGUGAUUAUCUGGUCAAGCCUGUUGGCCUCAAGGAGCUUCGUAAUAUAUGGCAACAUGUUGUGAAGAAGAACAUUACCACAUACAAAAAAAACAUUUCCCCUUCUCCCCAGCUGCUAACUCCAUCUGAAUCUCAUCUUGCCCCAAGCGGCAGCAAGAAACGUAAAGAGAAAGUUAAUGACAGUGGUGGUGAUGAAGAUGAAAGUGACAGAGAAGAUGAAGAUGGUGAGGGGAGUGAACAAGAUGGCGACGAGUCAUCCACACGGAAGAAGCCUCGUGUUGUUUGGUCACAGGAGCUCCACCAGAAGUUUGUCAAUGCCGUUCAGCAACUGGGACUUGACAAGGCUGUUCCAAAGAAAAUACUUGAUUUCAUGAAUAUAGAAGGUCUCACUAGGGAAAACGUAGCCAGCCAUUUACAGAAGUACAGACUAUACUUGAAAAAGAUAGAUGAAAGUCAACAUCAGAACAUGACUCCAGAUACAUUUGGGACAAAAGAUUCAUCUUACUUUAAUAUGUCUCAACUUGAUGGACUAAGAGACUUCACUUCCACAAGACAAUUUCCAAGCUCUUCACUCUUGUCCCGUUCCCAUCUCACCAGAUUCCAUCCCUCUGUGUACUCAUCCAUAAACCUUCAAGGAACCAACUCCUCCAACUUCAACAACCACCAGAGCUCAAGCAACUCAGCUAAUCCAUUUGGAACUUAUCACCGUACUCUGUUCCCAAGAUCCCAAAACGUGAAUCUGUCACCACUAGAGCCCCUCCAGUUUCCUACGAGCAAGUACAUGGGAGAUUUCAAGACCAUAGGGGACCGAGCAACUGGCGGUAGCUUCCUUGAUACUCGGAUGUCAUUCGGUAGCUCUAGCACCUCUUUGCCAAGUGCUUCAAGCAACAAUCUGAUGUUGCAAGCAAACUAUACACAACCCCUGCACAUAGCCUCGGAUAAAAACCAGCCUUGCCACGAGGCCAACUCUAGUUCCCUAAACAUGAGCGUUCAUGGACUACCUAGGUUUCCUAGUCAUAGCUGGCAAGGGAGUUUGAGAACAACAAACAGAUUCCCAUCAAGCUGUUUACCAAUAAACCAUGUUUUCAGUCAGGAUCAAGUGGCAUAUCCAGGGAGCGGUCUGGGAGAUUGUAGCUCUUUGGUGUCUGCAGAGAAUCCUGGUGGAGAGAUGCAGUGUGAGCCUCAGUUGCUAGGUGCCUUCAUGAACACGUUAGACGAUGGACCAAAAUGGGAGGAACAGAACUGCAACAUGGUGAACAAUCAGUUCGGUAACGUGGAGUAUCCCUUAGCAGCAGAUAACAUUGUUUUCAGGGACAACAAUGCGAGCAGAAGCAAAGGCUUGGAUGAGUCACUGAUGAUGAGCCCAAUAGAGGACAGUGCAACAACAAUCAACAACAGUCAAGAGUAUGUGGGGAAAUUUACAAUGCUGGAUGCAGAUCAGAUGAAGCACUCUGGAAAGCCAGAGAAUGCUCUUGUCGUCGAAAACCAGCAUGAUGUAUUCGAUGACAUAAUGAAUGAGAUGAUGAAACAAGAUGAGAAUAACGGAUUGGUAUCAGCUGUGGCUACUAGAUUUGGGUUUGAUUCGUUUCCUCCGCCUUAG